AUGGGUGGAGGCCACGACAUGCACGGCAGCCCCAACGGCGGCGUGAAGGGCUUCGUGUCCAGCCUCGUCGGCGGCGGCAAAGGCCACGGCUACGGGUCAUCAUACGGCCAGGGGCACGGCUACGGCGGCGGCCAUGUACAGGGCUACCAGCAGGGAUACGGCGGGCAUGGACAGAGCUACGAGCACGGUUACGGCGGACAUGCGCAGCACGGACACGGCGGCUACGAGCAUGGGUAUGGCGGCGGGCAUGUGCAGCAGGGACACGGGCACGGGUACGGCGGACACGGGCAGCAGCACGGAUACGGCGGCGGCCACGCGCAGCUCGGGUACCCUCCCGCUGCCGGCGCCUACCCUCCGCACGGGGGCUACCAGGCGCACGGCUACGCGCCGGCGGCCUACCCUUCUCACGGGGCGCACCAGGGUCACAUGGGAUCGUACCACACCGGGCAUGGCGGCGGGCACCACCACGGCGGCAAGUACCACGGCGGCAAGUACAACGGCGGCAAGCACGGCAGUAAGUGGAUCAGGUGA
This is a messenger RNA of Triticum turgidum subsp. durum (durum wheat), 531 nucleotides long. The record is from the annotation of a GenBank genome assembly. Lineage: Eukaryota; Viridiplantae; Streptophyta; Magnoliopsida; Poales; Poaceae.